AACUCUGCAUUCCACACUUCCUUCUUCCUCAUCUUCAGACUUAUUACUGUUACGUUGCUGCUUUCCUUUCCUCCUUUAUCUCCCUAUGCUUUUAAUUCUGUUUUCUUUGUCUCUUUCACUUUGCACUCAAGUAACCUCUGAUGGUUUCCCUAAUAUACCCCCCCCCUACAACCUUUGCAAUUCCUCUGACUCAUAACGUCCCUACAUCUCGCUGCUACCCUGGCCGGUGCCACCUUAAGUCAGUGACGUCACGUCGUCAUGGAGACGGGCUUACGCUAAAAGGCAAAUGAGGUAGAAAAAGCUGAAGGGAGGGGGCGGGAGUGCUAGUUCAGCAGCACGUUAUCUGCAGACGGAGACUCUUCUAAUACUUGGCGACGCUGAACAACCCGAAGCACCAAUAAAGACUCCACUUAAGCGCAUCGUUCUGCUACUCCUCCCGGUGAAGUCACGCCCGGGACUGUAUGUGAGAGACUGCGGCACUGGCCGGUGGCUUUUUGUAAGUGGCAUCAUGAGGAUUUAUGUGUUCUCUGAAAGAUCCAAUGAGUCAUCUUGCUGAUAACCCUGUUAUUAAUCUUCCUGCGACAAAACCAUCCACUUUAUACUACUGACUGCCCACCAUGACUGAGUGUCCAGACUGCCGAUUCAGUAAUCUAACCUGGGAUCAGAUUAUCAUUCUUGAUCAGGUGUUGACAGAGGUUAUACCUAUUCAUGGGAGAGGAAACUUUCCAACAAUGGAGGUGAAGCCAAAAGAUAUUAUACAUCUUGUGAAAGAACAACUACUGAAAAAGAAAAUCAUUGUUAAGGACAUUCGUCUGAAUGGAUCUACAGCAAGUCACAUUCUAAUAAAACAAAAUGGAACGAGUUGCAAAGAUCUAGACAUCAUUUUUGGUGUAGAACUUCCAGGGGAGCAGGAAUUCCAGACUGUUAAAGAGAUUGUCUUGGAUUCUCUUCUAGAUUUCUUACCUAAAUGUGUUAACAAGGAAAAGAUCACCGCCCUAACUAUGAAGGAGGCGUACGUCCAAAAGAUGGUUAAGGUUUCUACUGACCAUGAUCGCUGGAGUCUAAUUUCUUUAUCAAAUAACAGUGGGAAAAAUGUUGAACUUAAAUUUGUCAAUUCUCUCAGAAGGCAAUUUGAAUUUAGUGUUGAUUCCUUCCAGAUAAUACUAGAUUCAAUUCUAAGUGUUUACACAGAUGAUAAAAAUGAACUAAAGCAAGAGUCACAUCCUACUGUUGUUGCAGAGAGUAUGUAUGGUGACUUUAUGGAAGCCAUGGAGCAUUUGAGAUGCAAGCUUAUUGCAACAAGAAAUCCUGAGGAAAUCAGAGGUGGGGGCCUUCUUAAAUACAGCAACCUGCUGGUUCGUGAUUUCAAGCCUGCAAGUGAAGCAGAAAUCAAAUCCCUGGAACGUUACAUGUGCUCUAGAUUUUUCAUCGACUUUUCAGAUGUGACAGAACAGCAAAGAAAGAUAGAAUCUUAUCUGCGCAACCAUUUCAUUGGAGAAGAGAAAAGCAAGUAUGAUUACUUAAUGACACUCCGUUCAGUGGUGAAUGAAAGCACAGUCUGUCUCAUGAGUCACGAGCGAAGACAAACUCUUAACAUGAUUACUAUUCUAGCUUUGAAAGUCCUAGGAGAGCAGAACAUCAUCCCAAAUACAGCAAAUGUUACAUGCUUUUACCAGCCUGCUCCUUAUAUGAGUGACAGGAACUUCAGCAAUUACUACAUUGCUCAAGGACAACCAGCUAUCUACUACCAGCCUUACCAACUUCACAUACACAUGCAGAGUGGGCUGGUUUAGUGUGCACAUUGCUGGAAAAAAGGGUUUUGGCAAAUUCACGUCAAAAGACCUAUCACUAAUGACAAUUUGUUGUGCAAAAUGUCACUUUAAGUAAAUACUUUUCAUUCAGUAAACCACUAUACUUGUAACCAUGGUCCACCUCUUAAAACUUGCUUUUUAAAUUGUUAACUAUUAUGAAGACCAUUUGUGUUUGAAAAACGCCUACCAAUGAUUCUUCAAAACUGUGAUAUAACAUAAGUGUCUUUUACUGCAGAUAUAUAUUUUAGUAACACAGUGCCAAUGACUUGAGGUGCCAUAAAUGCUUAGCUUGUGCAAAAGUUUGUUGAUUCAAUAUAACCAGUAGGGGGUUUAUCAAAGGUCUAAUUGGGGAUUUAUCAGUGUUUCCUGGCAUGUUAGCAGCAGUCCGAAUUUUAUUUAAUUUAACCUUUUCCUGACUGAUAUCCUUUUUCAACUAGAAGGUGCUCACCAGGUUAAAACAGUUAAAUUCUGUUGUUUCUUAUGUGCAGAAAUCUUGCAUCUCAGUGAACCGAUUAAUAAAAUUAUCCAAAAAUACCCCAAUAAAUCUUAAACUAUAUUCAUGGCUUAGAAGAAAAUACAUUUUGCAGCUACCAAUGCAUUUUGGUUCUCUUUGGUAUUAGUUUAUAUAUAUAUUAUGGUAUGUAUAAAAUUAUUAUAACAUAUUUCUGUGGUUAAAUGCUCGCUACAGCUGAUACUGUAAUUAUAAUUCACGCAGUCUAAGAGCUCUUACUCACGAGCGGUUGUAGCUGCGCUCCGUUUUUCUGCGUUCAGCCGCAGGGGAGCGCAGGAAUA
This is a messenger RNA of Xenopus laevis (African clawed frog), 2603 nucleotides long. RefSeq names its product terminal nucleotidyltransferase 5D S homeolog (gene tent5d.S). Lineage: Eukaryota; Metazoa; Chordata; Amphibia; Anura; Pipidae. The record is from RefSeq and is a predicted model, not a curated record. The transcript is spliced from 3 exons. The coding region runs from base 618 to 1793 and encodes 391 amino acids. Gene Ontology annotation, molecular function: RNA binding; poly(A) RNA polymerase activity. Gene Ontology annotation, biological process: mRNA stabilization.